UUGUGAUCUUCACUGGUGUCCAUGGAUUACAUGAAAUCCUCUUCACCUUUGUCCUGUAGGGAUAACAUAUCAAUGUAAGGGUAGGGUCAUUUUGACCCCACAAGACAGCACAAUGGUUAAUUCACAGCCCAGCUGCUCAGUUUUUUCCCAGGUAUUUUUGACCCGUUUCCUGUCCCUGAUUCCAGUUUAGUCCGUCUCCCUGGUGUUUUGGUCGGCCUUAUUGGCUUCAGAAUCUUAGACUUCAGAUUUGUUUACCUUCUCUUGUGGACCAUCUUCAACCAGGCAUUGGAUCUCCAUUGCUGCUCUUCCUCCUCCCUCCUCUGAGUUGCUGAGGAGGCUGACCUCUUCUUACUCCCUUUUCCACUGAGAUCUCCGUCUCCUAACAGUGUUCUCAGCAUAAGAGGGGUCAGGGUGAUCUUAAAACUGGACUUUUUUUUUUAAUGGUUUCAGGUUCCCCCUAUUCAACUGGUGGUGCAGAGAACUGUUCACUCCUUCGUCUCAAACAUAUCUGUUCAUUCCUCUAUCAGAACAUUACCAUUGUAAGACAGCAGGGCCACAAUCAGAGUGUUAAUGGGACGGACUGUGAAGCUUUGGGCCUUAAAGGAAGGUAGAAAAGUGCUAAACCAGAAGACUUCCUUCCAUGUCUAUCUGAAGUGAGAGCAAACAUCCACUUCCUCUCAAAUGAGUCUCUCCAGUUAUACAUCAAAAUGUUUAUAGUGUCUAUAGCAGUAGCAUACUUAUCCGACUGAAGUAACAGAAACUCCGACUGUUUUAUUUUAAUUUGAGGAUAUCCAUCUUCAGAACUUGUGAAUCCCUAUCAGGGUCACAUGGUUGCUGGAGCCUAUCCCAGACGGGCUCACCCGUCUGUCACAGGGCCACACACUCACAUGCACACCUAGGGGCAAUUCAGAGACACCAAUGAACCCAUGAAGCAUGUUUUUGGACUCUUUUGGAGAAAACCAACGCCUGCACGAGGAGAACAUGCAAACUCUGGGCAGAAAGGAUUUAAACCAGAGCCUUCUCCCUGCCAGAGUGCUAACCACUACACCACAUAAGCACUAUAAAAUAUCAUAAAUUUCAUCUCAGCUUCAAUCUGUAUUGAGGGGAAAGUUGGUUUCAAAUAAGUUUAGGAGAAAUUAAAAGAGGAAACGUGUGUCUGAUCAUAAUCCACCCAUUAGUCAGCAUGAAAUCCCACUUUUCUAAUGAAUUAAUUGAUUAGUUAAAUUAAGUCGAUUUGAAGAGAACGUGGAUCCCAAAGCAGCUGAAACUAACACAAUUCCUGUUUCUUUGUGUUGUUGUUUUGUGUUUGUUGUUGUGUUCUGUGGGGAAAUGCCAUCAGCAGCACAGAGUCACCGCGAGGCUGAGGCGGGAACCCAGUCUGGGAUGUUAAAGCGCCACUGCUGAAUUUAUGGCUCUCAUCAUUGGUGCUCAUGGAGCGGCGUUACGGGCGGAGCGGGUGGGGCCUGGCUGGGAACCGGGGAGGCAGACGGCGCUCGCUGACCGGAGACUCCUCUGUUUUUGAGUCCGGGAGCCGGAAACCAGACCGCAUGUCUGACCCGGGGCCGGCCUGCCGCCGCCGGGAGCGAACCGCAGUCGUUUGUCCGAUCAUUCACACAUGGAUGCUGCCCGGUGGUAGGAGAGCGGGAGGGGGGAGGGAGGGAGUCGCCUCCGAUCCUUUUUGCGCUCGCAGACCGCGCGCGCGGCAGCAGCGGUUUGGCCCUUUCUUUAUCACCGGAGCCACAUCCCCGCGGUGAGCUAUGUGAACGCAGAUCGACGCUAAUCCGGAUCCGCUGUCGAAUAAUUAUGAACAACGCGCAAGAUAUGUCGCCCGACUUUGUGUUGAUGCGCCUGGUUUCCGCGGCCGAGGACGACCGCUUGGACGCAGAAAACGGGAAUGUGCCGCCGGGAGGAGUCGUGUCGGGGCUGGGGAAGGAGGUCCUGGCUCACAGCGGCGUCAAGGCGGGCUUGGACAUCGGCCGAGACCCCGCGGGCCUCGAGCAUCCCAGCGGAUUCCUGAACAAAGCUCCGCCGAGCGGCGACGGCACGGCUGCACCUGACGCCGGGGGCACGGAGGGCCGAGCCCCGCUGUCCGCGGCUCCUCCUCAGCAGAGCUCCGUGGAGGCCCAGGGCUUCGACUUCGCCCCCAGCUCCGGCCUGCGGCCUCAGCUGCUCGUUUUCUCCAACAUCAUUCGGAACGGGGAGGGCAUUUUGGAGCUGAAUCCGCCGCGGGAUGCGCUGGAGCAGAGCGCGGGCUCCGGCCCGGCCGCCAACAACAACCCCCGCAGCCUGACGGACGCGCAGCAGCGGCAGCAGGACCCGCAGGACCCCGGAUGGAGAGCCCCGCCGCCGCUCUCCGUUCCGGCCGAGGGACCGGGAGCCACGGAGCUGUGCCGCCGGCAUCGGCUCCUCGCCUCCCCGCCGGAGUGGCCCGUUCUGUCGGACAGGUCCACCCCGCUCACCGUGGUGAGCUCCGCGUGGGGAUGCGGCGCGGCGGACCGGGACGGGGCCGUGUUCGAGCUGGCGCGGAGGUUCGGGGAGCUGGGAGUCGGCGCGGUCCCCAAGAUGCUGUUCAAGGCGGGGGAGCUCCCGCAGUGCUCGUGUCAGGGCGCGCACAGGUCGGGGGCGGCGGGGGUGCCGCCCGGAGACGACCCCACGGAGACCAGCGAUGCCCUGCUGGUGCUGGAGGGGCUGGGCAGCGGGGACGGGCUGGGCAUGGACGGCUGCCCGGAGGACCAGGCGGAGGACGAGGACGGACGCCGAGACUUUCUCCUCCACCGGAAGCGCGAGGUGGUCCAGAAGAUGACCGGAGCCUUCUCCAUCAGCAGCUUCCAGGUGGAGCUGAGGAGGCAGGUGGAGGAGCCCGCCCCGGAGGCGGGGGCGGCGGCUCAGGUGUGCGCGGCGCACCACCCCGCCCCCGUCCGGACCCCCCCCUGGGCCGCGAGCCCGAACCCGAGCCAGGCGUCGACGCCGGGCAGGCGGCCCGAGCGGUGCGCCAGCGCGCCGCGGACUCCGACGCUGAAAGUCCCGGGGAAGUCCAAAAAGGGCUCGCUGAAGCUGCGGCUCAGUAAACUGUUCCGGACUAAGAGCUGCAGCGGCUCCAGCCACCUCCUGGACAAGAGGCCGUCCGUGGCCUACUCGGUGUCCUCCGCUGGGAGUCUGGUGGACAUGGCGGGUUCCCCCUGCGGAGAGCACGACCCAGACAGCCACAUCCAUCCCAGACUGACCAGGGCCCAAAGUGCCUUCAACCCUGCCUCCCUCUCAGCCUCCCUCUCUGCUUUCACCGGUGAGACCGUUUCUUUGGUGGACGUGGAUAUUUCUCGGCGAGGGACGAUCACGCCACACCCUCCGACUCCUCCCCCUCCUCCACGCCGAAGUCUCAGCCUGUUGGACGACAUAGCCGGGCCUCAGCCCGGCUCCUUCUUAGUGAGCGUCAUGGGCGCCUCCCUGCAGUCCCUCCCCUUGCCUCUCCCGCCUCCCCCUCCUCCCUCCCACGCCACCAUCCAGCACAGCCUCAGUCUCAAUGACGCUUUCCUGCGAGCCCUCCCUCAUUCCAACCCGUCGCCUGCUGACGCUCCACUUCCCGCCAGACAGGCUCCGCCUCCCGUCCUCUGUGCGCUGCGGCGGUCUGAAGCCAGCAACUUCACUGCCAGUCUAAGAGAGCUGGAAAAGUGCGGCUGGUACUGGGGUCCAAUGAACUGGGAGGACGCCGAGAUGAAGCUGAAGGGGAAACCGGACGGGUCCUUUCUGGUCCGGGACAGUUCAGACCCAAGAUACAUCCUGAGCCUCAGCUUCAGGUCGCAGGGAGUCACACAUCACACUCGCAUGGAGCACUACAGAGGGACCUUCAGUUUGUGGUGCCACCCGAAGUUCGAGGACCGCUGCCACUCCGUGGUGGAGUUCAUCGAGAGAGCCAUCAUGCACUCCAAGAACGGCAAAUUCCUCUACUUCCUGCGCUCACGAGUCCCAGGGCUUCCACCCACUCCGGUCCAGCUGCUGUAUCCCGUGUCUCGCUUCAGCAACGUGAAGUCGCUGCAGCACCUCUGCCGCUUCUGCAUCCGACAGAUCGUCCGCAUCGACCACAUCCAGGAGCUUCCACUGCCCAGACCCCUUAUCUCUUACCUGAGUAAGUUUUAUUACUACGACCCGGAGGAGGAGAUGUACCUGUCCAUCAAGAGCAUCCGUGGGGUGGUGGGGGCAGAGCAGGAGGCGGAGCCUCAGACGUAGCAGCGGAGAUCGCCUCAGCAUCAAGUUUCACACGGGGGGCAGAUCUGUUGGGGUCUGCCGCUGUUCCAGCAUCAGCCAAUCAGGGAGCGUUUCCUGUUGGACUGGGAUGGAGCUCCUCUGUGCUGAUUUGGACUCCUCAGAGGAGAGCUGUGUGUUUGCUGUUUGACGCUAACGCUGCUGCUGCUGCUGCUGCUGAUGCAGAGGACUCACGCCGAGGAGCGCCUGCAGAGACGUCCUCACCCAAAAGAAAGACUCGGAGCCCGAAUCACAAACUCAACUUUCCUAUUUCCUGCUGGACUUCUAAAACACAACAUGCUGGUCAGUUUGUACAACCGUUGUUUGCCAACAUUUGUUUGUUUUUCCUUCCAUUUUGUCAUAUUGGAGGACUUUGGAUUGCAAGAUGUCUGCAGCACAGAUAUACACCCAGAGGCGGCGAACUGCACUGAACGCAGAACCCCAGAAUCUGAAUUUUACAAGCAAAAACAUGUUUGUUUUGUAUUGAAGACAUUGAUGUGCAAAAGUUAGGAUCCUUUAAAUGUGUUUGUGCAAAAACUGCAGAUAAUUGACUUAUACAUUAUAUAGAGUUUAAAAAUCAAACAGGUGGUGCUCACUUACAGCUCCUACCGCCUCAGUGAUCUAAUUAUCAAGCACAGAUCUCCAUAAAUGAUUUGUCAGUUUGG
Messenger RNA from Oryzias latipes (Japanese medaka), 4904 nucleotides. RefSeq names its product suppressor of cytokine signaling 7 (gene socs7). Gene Ontology annotation, cellular component: phosphatidylinositol 3-kinase complex. Gene Ontology annotation, molecular function: 1-phosphatidylinositol-3-kinase regulator activity. The record is from RefSeq and is a predicted model, not a curated record. Gene Ontology annotation, biological process: intracellular signal transduction; phosphatidylinositol phosphate biosynthetic process. Lineage: Eukaryota; Metazoa; Chordata; Actinopteri; Beloniformes; Adrianichthyidae.